Molecule: messenger RNA, 1236 nt
Organism: Emiliania huxleyi CCMP1516
Lineage: Eukaryota; Haptophyta; Isochrysidales; Noelaerhabdaceae
Exons: 1
Coding region: 1-1236 (411 amino acids)
Source: RefSeq, a predicted model, not a curated record
AUGCUACAUUGGUUGUCUCCACUUCUCACGACGACGAUCCCCGUCCGCGCGGAGCAAAAGGGUCCCAAGCACGUCAUCAUGACGGUGAUCGACGAUCUUGGUUACGACGACCUCGGCUUUCGCAACGAGGGCCAGAUUCUCACGCCUCAUUUCAAUCGGCUCCACUCGCAGGGCAUCGAUCUCUCCUCGUACUACGUCCAGCCCUCCUGCAGCCCGACGCGGGCUGCCAUACUGACGGGGCGCAAGCCGCUGCACACGGGCAUCAACUUUUGGCUGCCAAACAUCGCCGCCGGUCUGUCGCUGAACGAGGUGACGCUGGCGCAGGUGCUCAACCGACGCAACUUCACCUCGCACGCCGUGGGGAAGUGGCAUCUUGGGUUCCAUAAGACACCGUACACACCAACCUUCCGCGGAUUCAGCAGCUUCUACGGGUACUAUGAGGGCUCCGAGGACUACUACACGCACGUGACCAACGGCGGAUUCGACUUUCACGACGAGCGGGCUCCUUUCUGCGGUCCUGGCUGCACGCAGCGGCCGUGGCACCUGCAGGGACAGUAUUCCACCAACCUGUUCACCGCGCGCGCAGUAGAGAUCAUCUCGCAGCACAACCUGAGCAGCAGGCUCUUCCUUUACCUCGCCUACCAAGGAGUCCACGCGCCGCGGCAGGCGCCCGCAGCGUACGUCGAGCCAUACAAGAAGGGCAUCGCCGACCCCGUCCGCCGGACGUUUGCGGGGAUGAUCUCGGCUCUGGAUGAGGGAAUUGGCAACGUCACCGCGGCGCUGGCUGCGCGAGACAUGAUUGACGACACGCUCAUCGUCGUGACGACAGACAACGGCGGCCCCACCACCGAGUGCUCGACCACGGGGCAAUCCAACUGGCCGUUCCGCGGCUCCAAGUGCUCCAUUUAUGAGGGCGGCACCCGAGGCACUGCCUUCCUCCACUGGCAGGGUCUGCCGCGGCGGGGCGUGACAUUCACUGGCCUCGCGCACGCUGCCGAUUGGCUGCCCACAAUCGUGAGCGCCGUUGGGUCGCGACUCUGGCCCAACGAGACGCUCUCGCUCGACGGCCUCGACUUGUGGGACGCUCUUCUGUCCAACGGCGCCCUCAAACCUAAACCCCACGAUCAGCUCCCUCGCCCUCUUUCUUACCUUCCCACACCUCCACCCACCUUUCGCCCCACCUUUCGCCCCGCCUUUCGCCCAACCCACUCUGCGCGCCCACUCUGCACGAUAUGA